Molecule: messenger RNA, 3575 nt
Organism: Linum trigynum
Lineage: Eukaryota; Viridiplantae; Streptophyta; Magnoliopsida; Malpighiales; Linaceae
Source: the annotation of a GenBank genome assembly
CAUCGCGGGUCAGGUCGGGUAAUACCCGCGGGGCGGGUUGAAAUUGCCAUCACUAACUCUACUAACUACUCUACUAAUUACAAGUUGGGAACUCACUUAGGUGUGAUUCCCCCUAGCUCCUCAAUUAGGCCCAAGUUGCAAGUACCUUUGGUUAAUCUACUGUUGAUUAAACUGCGGAAGAUCCUAAAUUAGCUUGGAAUCUCUUAAGCUGACCAAGCCCUCUUAGAGAGAAUACCCGGCAGGCGACUAGCCUUCACCGGGAUAGACUGCUAAGGCGAUUCACACAGAUCUCCACUACUAGAAUGAAUUCCAGUACAAAGUAGUGAAUUGAUUGACUCUCGCACAACCAAUUCACCACUAUCAAUCAAGGAAGCUCUCUUAACCUAAUAAGAUUCUAUCUAUCAUAGGUUAAAGCAGAAAUCAAGCGAAUUUGAUCAAGAUUCAAUUGACUCAAUAAAUCAUGCCUCAAUCGAUUAUAAUCAAACAAUAUAUCAUCCAAAACUUCAUACAAUAAAGAUCCUAACACAUGGAACUAGGGUUCCUCAAAACCUAAGUGAAGGGAGGUUACUCCAUAGAGAAGAGAGAGACUGCAGAAAUAUGAUCUAGAUCUUCAAUCUCCAUCUCCAAGCUUGAUUCCCGAGAUUCAAUGGCGAAGAAAUCCUCCAAAAUAGCUCCUAGAAUGUUCCCAAGUUGCUCCCUCUCUCUCUAGGGUUCGUCCCUUGGGUGUUUGACUCGACUCUACUGUCACUCCAUGAAUUGGCCAAGUGAAACCACUUCCUAAAGCGUAGUAUAGCGGGUUUGGGUUUAAUUAUCAACCCGGGUCCUAGAUCUGAUGACUACUCAAUGAAUUCUUGUUAUCUAGCAAUGAAACUGGCAUGCAAGUCUAAACUACCAAACAAACAAAGCAAGUAAACUGUUGUAUUCAGGUUAAAGAGGUCACCCGGAUAUGGUUCCCCCUAGACUGCAGUUAAGCCGGAUUGUAAUUACCAAGUUCAGUUUCUAUGAUAGUUAUACUGCGGAAGGUUCUUAAACAGCCUGAAGUCUCGACUAAAGGUCUUCAGACCCUCUCAAUCUGAGUCUCUAGCGGGCGACUAACCUCCACCGGAGUAAACAGAUUGAGGCCCUAAGAACAAAACCUCCACUACCGAAGUGAAUCCGGUACAGAAUAGUGAGUUGGCUCCUCGACUAAAGUCACCAACUCCCUACCUUCAAUCAAGGAUGCUCUAUCAACCUAGGCAGAUAUUCUCAUUCUAGGUUAAAGCAGAAACAACAGGAAUUUGAUCAGGAUUCAAGUCAUUCAAUCAUUCAAACCUCAAUCGAAUAUAAUCAAAUCAUAGAAUCAGUACUUGGGUUCAUACAAUCAAAGCCUAACAUACAAAUCUAGGGUUCUCCAUACCCAGAUGAAUGGGAGAACUACUCCAUAGAGAAGAAAGCAAAAGCAGAAUCAGACACGGAAUUCAUACUGCGAAGGAUGGAUUCCUGCUUCUUGACGUUGAUUGGCACUUCUCCAAGCUCAAGCUGGCCUCCAAUGGUGUUGAAGAUCAAUCUAGGGCACUUGAGAACUCUUGCUUGUCACUUUCUCUCUCUAGAAGUCGUUCUUUCUCUCAAAAACUCGAAUCCUCUUGAGUUGUGGCUGAAAAUCUGCUUAAAAGCAUCAGUGGCCAAAGCACGGUCGAGGGCACGGCCGUGCUUUGCCUGACUCCGCCCGUGCCUCGGCCAGGGCUUAAUUACACGGCCAACAGCUGGUGGAAACACGGUCGUGCUUCGCGUUGGACACGGCCGUGCUUUGACUGAACACGGCCGUGCUUCAGUGCCCGUGUUUGCAGCUGAAUUGGCCAAGCUGAAUUUGUUCUCGGCAUAAAAAGCACGGCCAGCAGUACACGGCCGUGUAAUGCCUUAGGCUGCCCGUGUUUUGGCUCCAGCUCACCGAAAUGACUUCCGAAUGCCCCGAAACUCGCGCUUAGCCUUCCCUUUGACACCUGGGACCUGAAACAUGACAAAAUAGCACAACCCGGCGUAAAAUAGGCCACAACACACGACUAUGCCCCUCAAACGGAUAAGAACUAGGGGCGCAAACAUGUGCAAUUACAUCGUUAUCAGUGUUUGGGAACCAAAACCCAGCUCCAAAAUCACCUCUAGGAUGUGUUCUUUGCACUUUCUCUCUCUAGGACUCUGUAUUCUGGGCGAAUUACGGGCUGAAUUACGGUCGUAAUCAUGGUAUGCACCGUUAAUCGCUCAAAACGCGCGUUUUACUUAACUUUGAGGAAGGGAAUUACGGUCGUAAUUACCCAAUUACUGCCAGUAAUCAUGGAAUUAUGAACGUAGUUACUUUGACUCUUACUCGUAAUUGUCUUUGCGACAGGAAUUCUGAAGAAUUAGGCUCGACAUUGCAUUUACAGGCAAGACAAGAGCAAUUACGACCGUAAUUGGUCAGGGUCUGCCCGUAAUUCUUCCUCCGUCCUUGUUUAAUGCUUCGUUUCUCCCUCGUCCGGACUCCAAAUCAGUCGCCGUUUGAUCCCAGACGCUCGUAGUCUCGUCCUCUUUCUUUUCAUGACAAAAUUCCAUGAUUAUUUUUCCAUAAGAUGAGGUAUAAGUCCAUUAUUCCUCAGGUCAUGCUCGUGUUUCUUCUCCCUAAUUGCCAAAUGAUCUCCAAUUGACUUGAAACUUGCGCCUAUGCUUCACUUUAUGUGCUAGGACCUGAAAUAUGACAAAGGAACACAACCUAGCGUAAAAUAGGCCAAAGGCGCGACAAUUAAAGCUCAAACAGUCAAGAAACAAAGGGGAAAACAUGUGCAAAUAUCGAGUCAUCAAAUCCCCCCACACUUAACUGUUUGCUUGUCCCCAAGCAAACCAAGUCAGAUACAAGGUAAUCUCAACACAUUUCAAUCAUGAAACCCUUGGGGACAUAUCUUAUAGGCACGAAACACAGGAAUCAUACUAGCUUUUAGACAUCAACAUAUGAACAACUUCAACAGCAACCUGGACGACCACCACAGAGGACAUUCGAGUGCAGCAAAAUCGGUAAAGGAAGAGUCUCCCUUCUGUUCACCAACCAACCUAGACUUGACUCGACCACUUAUUCAAGACAUUCAGCUCAUGCAUAAAACUCAAGACAUCAGAAUCAAGAUCCAGCCAUCUAGGUCCUCACCAGGGUAAAGAGUGCAAAGAACAAGGAAAUGAAUCGUUCAAUCUCGACCAGUGGGGUCAGGACAAUUUGAUGCGAAAAAUGUGCAUACUUAUUAUCUCAAUCCCUAACGUCUCUUCACCAUGACGGCCACUCUAAAUGUAAGAGUUCACAAAAAUGGGUGUCAUCACUAACUAAUCCGAAGGUCUUAGACACAGGUUCAAAUGACUGGCUAGGGUCUUGGACAUGGGGAAAAGGCCUUUUAGGUGGUGGAAGUAUUCAUAGCACAAGGUUCCACAGUUCCAAACCCAACACAAUCACAGCCAAUCAAACCAGCAACUUUCUUUCUGCUAUUCUGCAUUACUCGAGUUCUUUAGAGCACAAGAGCGAAGGAGGUCACAUAAAUGCUAGUAUUUCCAAGCCAGACUACUAAGAAACACUACUUAAUGGG